This is a messenger RNA of Aspergillus tanneri, 1911 nucleotides long. It is a transcript of the gene CBK1, whose product is annotated as serine/threonine protein kinase CBK1. Gene Ontology annotation, biological process: intracellular signal transduction; peptidyl-serine phosphorylation. The record is from RefSeq and is a predicted model, not a curated record. Bases 1 to 1911 code for a protein of 636 amino acids. Lineage: Eukaryota; Fungi; Ascomycota; Eurotiomycetes; Eurotiales; Aspergillaceae. Gene Ontology annotation, molecular function: ATP binding; protein serine/threonine kinase activity. The transcript has 4 exons.
AUGGACCCCAACAACAACCGCCUCCAUCUAAAUUUCGGGUACAAUGAUCGUAACUUCAAUGCCGCCGCCAACAACCGCGCGUAUCCUACCACUCCCUCCGCAUUCCCUCAGCCGAUUUAUCAAAGUCAGGGCCCCCAGGAUUACGUCGAGGCUCAGAAUGGAGCAUAUGGUCAGGGUUAUUUCGUGGCCAAUCCUUACCCUCCGCAGCAAGCGUACGCUCAGCCGCACUAUAGCCAGCCCAACGUACCGUCCUCCCAGCCGGCGGCCUAUCAAUCUCGGAUGGCCUACAAUGCCAACGAUGGCACCAACGGUCUGAUCCAGCAGUUUUCCAACCAGGAUUUGAACGCCAACCGCACCGGCUUUUUCGGUCGCUCUGCUUCUCCUGCGCAGAGACCGCGAACGGCGGGUGGUUCACCUGCCCCGGGGCAGCAACCACCACAGGGUCAUUUGGCCCCGCCUAUGCCUCGCAGUUCUCGGACUCCAGCCGAGAAUGAAGAGCUGCAACGCUACCCGGAACGAUUCUCGGAGAAUAUCCACAAGCGAGGCAAAGCGGCCAAAGAGUUGGUGAAUGUGUUCUUCCACGAGAAUAUUGAACGUGCGCGCGAUCGUAAUAUGCGUUCUGCUGAGCUUGAGAAGAUGAUCAGGGAUCCAGGUAUUUCACCGGACACGAAAUGCCAGGAGGCUGAGGUCCUUUCAAAGAAAGAGUCCACUUUUCUGCGAUUCCUCCGGACUCGGGAGACUCCUUCAAACUUCCAGACGAUCAAGGUUAUUGGAAAGGGUGCUUUCGGUGAAGUGAAACUUGUGCAAAGAAAGACUGAUGGCAAGAUUUACGCCCUUAAGUCUUUGAUCAAGACAGAGAUGUUCAAGAAGGACCAGCUGGCACAUGUUCGUGCUGAGCGUGACAUUUUGGCCGAUUCCAAGGAUAACCCAUGGCUCGUCAAGUUGCAUGCAUCGUUUCAGGAUUCUGCAUACCUCUACUUGCUGAUGGAGUUCCUGCCAGGUGGCGACCUGAUGACCAUGCUGAUCAAGUACGAAAUAUUCUCUGAAGAUAUCACUAGAUUCUACAUGGCUGAAAUCGUUAUGGCUAUCGAAGCUGUUCACAAGCUUGGUUUCCUUCACCGUGAUAUCAAACCGGACAACAUUCUUCUUGAUAGGGGCGGCCACGUCAAGCUUACCGACUUCGGUCUUUCCACGGGAGGCAAGAAGACGCAUGAUAAUUCCUACUACCAAAAUCUCCUAAAAAAUUCAACAUCAAAAGACAAGAACCGCAAUUCCGGCUACUUUAAUGAUGCGAUCAACUUGACGGUAUCAAACCGUGGGCAAAUCAAUACCUGGAGGAAGUCCCGCCGGGCCAUGGCCUAUUCGACGGUUGGCACGCCCGACUACAUUGCGCCUGAGAUUUUCAACGGCCAAGGAUACACCUACCUUUGCGAUUGGUGGUCUGUUGGUGCCAUCAUGUUUGAAUGCCUUGUCGGCUGGCCUCCGUUCUGUGCUGAAGACACGACCGAUACCUACCGGAAGAUCGUGAACUGGAGGGAGUGCUUGUACUUCCCCGAGGAGCUUACUCUUUCUCGUGAAUCCGAGGGCCUGAUCCGAAGUUUCCUAUGUGAUACAGACCACCGCAUUGGGAGCGAGGGUGGCCAGUUUGGAGGUGCUACCCAAAUCAAGAACCACCCAUUCUUCCGUGGUGUUGUUUGGGAGCAGCUUCGCAACAUCCGUGCUCCGUUUGAGCCCAAGUUGAGCUCGAACAUUGACGUGUCUUACUUCCCCAUCGACGAGAUUCCUCAGGAAGAUACCAGCGCCAUCCAUCGUGCUCAAGCUCGUGCUAUGCCCGAUGAACAGGAGGCCGAGAUGAGCCUUCCGUUCAUUGGAUACACCUACAAGGCCUUCAACGCAUUCCAAAGCAACUAA